AUGGCGCUUCGUCAGUCCACUGCUCCGCAGCGUGUUGCUCUCCCGUCGCCUCCUGCGUCCUCUCUUCCUGCUCUUGCUGACCCGGAGUCAGACUCCCUUCGCGCUGCCAGUCCUACUGUCACACGUCUCCUGGCUACGGUUGUCACUGACCCUUCCUUUGAGUCCGCUGCUGCGUCUGCCCUAGUCACUGAGCUUGUCGACUUUGCAGCUGCGUGUCGUCUAGACUACGCAGCGAGUCUUGUUGCUGAGUCUGAGUCUGCCUGUCCUCCGUCCGUCGGGGGUGAGUGUGCUCUUGGCACGGACGUCCUUGAGGACAGGCAGGAGGAGUUUGGUUGCCUUGCCGCUGCUUUGCCCCAUCUCCUGUCCAUGCUUGUUGCCCCUGAGGGAGACCCGGAUGCACCAGACAUCCCGACCCCACGCUCUUACGCAGAGGCGAUGGCCGGUCCCUACUCCUCUCAGUGGCAGUCAGCCAUGGACACAGAGAUGGCUUCCUGGAAGUCUACAGGCACCUACGUCGACGAGGUUCCCCCACCUGGGGCGAACAUCGUCAGUGGCAUGUGGAUUUUCAGGGUGAAGCGGCCGCCGGGCUCUCCGCCUGUCUUCAAGGCGCGUUACGUUGCACGAGGCUUCAGGCAGCCUGCACGAGGAGAUCUGGCUGCGCCGCCCACCUGGCUUCACUGGGUCGUUCCCUCCUGGCACCCAGUGGAGCCUCCGGCGGCCAGUCUACGGUCUCCGCCAGGCGCCGCGUGA
Messenger RNA from Closterium sp. NIES-65, 750 nucleotides. The record is from the annotation of a GenBank genome assembly. Lineage: Eukaryota; Viridiplantae; Streptophyta; Zygnematophyceae; Desmidiales; Closteriaceae.